Cylicocyclus nassatus is the source of this 3904-nucleotide messenger RNA. The record is from the annotation of a GenBank genome assembly. Lineage: Eukaryota; Metazoa; Nematoda; Chromadorea; Rhabditida; Strongylidae.
AUAAGAUUUUAUAGGGGGUUAUAUGGUUCGACUGGGAGCCUGGCUGCUGGCAGCCAUACUCGUGGCCGUGCUUGACUCAGCCUCGGCCACAAACUGUUCGGCUGCUGAUGCAACCAGAAACUGUAUCGACGGGCUGAUUGUGCCAAUUUGGCGACCCUAUGUAGAUCUAUCAGCUGGUGAUAAGAUCACACGUGGUAUCAUCUAUUUCUUCGUCAUUGCAUACUGCUUUUUGGGCGUAUCCAUAGUCGCCGAUCGUUUCAUGAGCAGUAUUGAAGUAAUUACAAGUAUGGAGCGAAAAAUCAUGGUUAAACGACCAGGACUUGAUCCUAUGGUAGUACAUGUUCGCAUAUGGAAUGAUACAGUAUCUAAUCUGACCCUCAUGGCUUUGGGUUCUUCGGCCCCCGAAAUCCUUUUGUCUAUAAUUGAGAUUAUUGCGAAAAAAUUCGAAGCCGGUGAUCUUGGACCGAAUACGAUCGUCGGAUCGGCUGCGUUUAAUCUAUUUAUGAUUAUCGCUAUUUGCGUUCUAGUCAUUCCCCCUGGGGAAAUUCGUCGACAAAAACACUUGGAUGUGUUUUUCGUCACAGCUACAUGGUCCAUAUUCGCUUACAUUUGGAUGUAUAUCAUUUUGGCUGUGAUAUCACCCGGAGUAAUUGACAUUUGGGAAGGACUACUCACAUUCGCUUUCUUCCCACUCACUGUAUUUACAGCAUGGCUUGCUGAUAUCAAGAUUAUCCAGAACCGCUUCCUACCUCGCCGUUAUCGUCGCGGUUCUCAUGGAGUUAUCGCCACAGAAGGUGAAGAGCUAAAGAUGUUGGAACAUAAUGGAAUUAGCUCAGCAUAUAAGGACUUUACCCAAGCUGAUCUGGUUGACCCAGCAGUUCGUGCAUUCGAAGAGCAUCGUCAAGAAUUCAUUGAGCUGAUGAGAGAGAUCCGUAAGAAGAAUCCGCUUAUCACACCCAUAGAAUUGCAAAAACAAGCUGAAUAUGAAAUGAUUAAUAGAGGACCAAAGUCUCGAGCAUUUUACCGUGUUCAAGCCACUCGACGCCUCAUCGGCGGCGGUGACAUCGUCAAAAAAAGAAUCGACAAAGAACACAACAAAGCUGUUGAAGCGUUAGUGCAGGCACAAGAAAAGCAGACACGCGAGAACACAUGCAAAAUCUACUUCGAUCCGGCUCACUACACCGUUCUGGAGAACAUCGGAAGCUUCGACGUCGCUGUCGGAAGAGAUGGUGGUCCAGAUGGUCUUACCGUCAUGGUUGACUACUAUACCGAAGAUGGUACUGCAAAUGCUGGAUCUGACUACGUUCCCGUAAAAGGAACUCUUACCUUCUACCCUGACGACAAAUUCCAGAAAAUUUCAAUCGAAAUUGUUGAUGACGACGUAUUCGAAGAAGAUGAGCACUUUUACCUGCAUCUGAGAAAUCUUCGUGUCCGCACCAAGGACGGUCUCAUUCUUGACCCGUCCAGAAUUGGUGGACUGCCUGUGGCCCAGCUAGAGAUGCCAGCCACGGCUACCAUCAUGAUUCUUGAUGACGAUCAUGCUGGUGUUUUCGCUUUCGAACAUGACCAUUUCCAAAUUAUUGAAAGUUGUGGACAUUUAUCCUUGAGAGUACAAAGAUCUUCGGGAGCCAGAGGAAAAGUCGUCAUCCCAUACAGGACAUCAGACGGUACUGCCAUCGGAGACAAACAUUAUGAAACCAAAGAAGGAGAAGUGGUAUUUGACGAUAAUCAAACAGAGGCCUUCAUCGAUAUUGGAGUUAUGGACACCGAGCAGUAUGAACGAUCCGAUUACUUCUUCGUCGAACUUGCCCCACCAAUCUGGGCAAAGAAGAUGAGCGAUCUGAACAAAGUGCAAGAACGAUUCCAACGACGUAUGGAACAGAAGCGCAGAGCAUCUCUUGCAUCGGAAACAAAGGAUGGCAGUGAACCAGGUCAAAGGCGAGCUGCAGCAACGAGGAAAUUUGGAUUUAUUCUGAGCAUGGACCCUAGUCAGCGAGCCGUAUUGGCGUCGCCUGGUCUAAGCUCACGAUUCAAGAAACGCAUGAGAUCGUGGAUUGCCGGCAUGAAAGGAGAUGACAUAGCUGGGCUGACAGCCGAUCAGAUAGAGAUUGCUGAAAUGGGUAAACCACGUUUGGGUGAAUAUGCAAAAUGUCAGAUUACCAUUAAGGAGAGCAAAGAAUUCCAGGGCAUAGUUGAUCGUAUGAUCAAAAAUGCUAAUACCAAACUCAUGCUGGGAACUUCGUCAUGGAGGGAGCAAUUCAUAGAAGCACUUACAGUCAAUGCCGAUGACGAUGAUGGCGAUGAUGAGGGUGAAGACGAGGAAGGUGGUGGUAAUGAAGCGUCUGCCAAGUCGCCGCCGACAUGUUGCGACUAUAUCAUGCACUUUAUGGCAAUGCCAUGGAAACUACUUUUCGCCACCAUCCCUCCCACAGAAUAUUGGGGUGGUUGGGCAUGCUUCGUCGUCUCCAUCUUCAUGAUUGGUGUCCUAACAGCCUUGGUAGGAGAUCUGGCAUCACAAUUUGGUUGCUGGGUUGGAUUAAAAGAUUCUGUCACCGCUAUCUCAUUUGUAGCUCUGGGUACAUCUGUGCCCGACACAUUUGCAUCGAAGGUAUCCGCCGUGCAAGACAAGUACGCCGACAACUCGAUUGGUAACGUGACUGGAUCAAAUGCUGUCAACGUUUUCUUGGGUAUUGGAAUCGCCUGGUCUGUAGCGGCAAUAUACCAUUUCUUUAAUGGUACAAAGUUUUUGGUCGAUCCUGGAAAUCUUGGUUUUUCCGUAAUGAUUUUCUGUGUCGAAGCGUUUGCCUGCAUUACCAUCAUAGUACUCAGGCGAGGAAAACUCAUUGGAGGAGAACUAGGUGGUCCAAUGAAGUACAGGGUGAUGACGUCAACCUUCUUCAUUGCAUUGUGGUUCAUCUACUUGGCUCUGUCAGCACUUGAGGCCUACUGCAUCGUUGAAGGCUUUUAAGCGGCAGAUUUAACUUUAGCCUACAAAGGAUGGAUCUUUUGCGAGCGGUCAAAACUUCGCUGCUCAGCGGAUAUUCUCCAUAUCGCUCUUCCAUUCAGUUUCGCUUAUGAUUUUGCAAAGCCAAAGUGUCUUACUCUGGAAACAAAAUCUCUUCCACUGUUUUCGUUUUAUUUAGGUUGAAUAGGAAAUUCUCUAUCAAAGUACGUGUACGGCUAGUCGUGCAAGAUGAUGCAAUAUUUGCUCUCUUUCUGUACUUUUUUACUUUUGAUAUAUUCGUUUUAUUGGUUGCAAUGGUGCCUUCAGAGAUUAUAUAUUUACGAGAUUCAAACAUCAUAGAUUCACAAUAUUUUUCCAUUGGUUUUAUCUGAACUUCUCGCGUCUUCCUACUUUCAGGGUAACGCGCGCAGAACAACUUGUACCAUUUUACGGGUUUCAGCCUCCCGCUUCAUCCUAACAAGCAGCUCUUAGAUAUUGGAAACCGAAACUAACCGUGUCUAUUCUGCUAGAUUAGCACACCACUAUAUAGGUGUACGCGCUAACAAAUUUCACACGAAGAUUUGCUAAAAAGGUUAGAUGAGGAUUGAAAGGAAUCGUGGAAAUGGUAAAUGUUGACAAUUCUGCAUUAACUCGAUUUUGGUGCUCGCUCGAGAUAUCUGAAACACUUUAGUCAAAGUCAUACCCAAAUCCUCCCAGAAAUUCGCUUAGUGCCCAGUUUUAGUACUCUUCCCUAUUAAGCAUGCAUAUCUCCUAUAGUAGUCAGCCCUGCUCAAUCAAAUAUGAGCAGUAGUCCAAUCGCCCUCAGUUCAGUUUCUCAAACCUCUCUCUCCUAUAUUUCGUUAAUUUUGUUGCAAAUAUUACGAACUCCCAUCUCGCCUUUGCGUUUAACUUGUGAUUAAGAUUUAUUGAAUGAAUAUGACAUUGUAUGUUUUGUUGAGA